This is a messenger RNA of Hemicordylus capensis (graceful crag lizard), 8989 nucleotides long. RefSeq names its product frizzled class receptor 5 (gene FZD5). Gene Ontology annotation, cellular component: plasma membrane. The transcript has a single exon. Gene Ontology annotation, biological process: canonical Wnt signaling pathway; non-canonical Wnt signaling pathway. The record is from RefSeq and is a predicted model, not a curated record. The coding region runs from base 1080 to 2816 and encodes 578 amino acids. Lineage: Eukaryota; Metazoa; Chordata; Lepidosauria; Squamata; Cordylidae. Gene Ontology annotation, molecular function: Wnt-protein binding; Wnt receptor activity.
GGAGGGAAGGCGAAGGGGGCGUCUCCCAGGAGGAACUCCAGCGCGGGUGGGCGGGCCCGGGAGGCGGUCUUGCAGCCCUUGCUUUAGAGCGCAGGUGGCUCCGGCUGGGAGCUCCAUUCGCCUGCGGUGGCGCUUCUUCGGCUCGGCACGCCGCCGCCGCCGCCGAGACGGCAGAGAAGCGGGAGCCGCCGGGCUGCAUCGUGGUUGCCCCCACGCGGGCGUCCCUGACCCGCAGCGUCCCGCCUGGAUCUCAGCGGUGACUCCUCGGGGACGCAUCCCCCGGCCGCGGAGCCGACGGAAGCUCGCGGGCUGCCUGCUACCGCCAAGGAGGACGCGGCUGCACACCAAGAGCGGCGUGCGGGGGCCGGUCUCCUCCGUCUCCCUGCGACGGGCACCUUAGCGUGGCCGGCCGGUUCCGUGGCGCGCAGACCUGCCUGGCGUCCUGCGGACAAACUUCGCUCCGAGGGGAGGAAAGCCGAUCGGGCCGAGGAGGACGCGCGCCAGCUCUCCUGAGGCGCGCACACACGGCUGCAUGGCUCGGCUGGGCCCAAUCCGAGCCUGUUCUCUGCCCUGGACUACCCCGAAAGGACUUUUGGACCCCGCAGCCUGUAGAGUUUAAAAACAAACUUUUCCUGUUGGCCAAUUCGAGGCGGAGGCGGCGGCGGCUCCAGAUCUUCUUGCUCCUGUCCCUGCGCGGAACUGCCAAGAAGAGGGAGAGAGGCUGAUUGACAUGGGAGAGAGUCGCCUCCAAGCUGGUUUGUUAUGGAGUUUGUCUUUUUUUGUUUUGUCGGGUUUUAUCCCCCUUAAAACACCUGCCCGGAGAGUUUCUAAGGAACACUCAGUCGGUAUAAGGACUUGGGGUUCCUAAGAGAGGGAGAUGAGACUCGAGGGGGUGGGGUGGGGGGGAUCCAAUCAUGUGUGCCUUGAGAGUUACCCUGGGAGACCCUGCCUGUGACCGGCAACAUCCUCUUUCUUGGGAGCAGUCAUCGCAAUCCUAGUUUUAACCUCCCCGCAUCAGCCUGAAUAAUUCCACCUUGCUCUUGGGGCUCUUGUUUGGCUGGCUAGUAGUGCUGCUUGCCAUGGCUGGGUUCAGCCCUAGCCUGAGAGACACUUUGUUGAGCCUUUUGCUCUUCCUGCUGGAGGCUCCCGUCCCCGCGCCCGCUGCAUCCAAAGCCAUCGUGUGCCAAGAGAUCACCGUGCCCAUGUGCAAGGGCAUUGGCUACAAUUUCACUUACAUGCCUAACCAGUUCAACCACGACACGCAAGACGAAGCUGGGCUGGAGGUGCACCAGUUCUGGCCGCUGGUCGAGAUCCAGUGCUCUCUGGACCUGAAGUUUUUCCUCUGCAGCAUGUACACCCCCAUCUGCUUACUGGACUAUGCCAAGCCUCUGCCGCCCUGCCGGUCAGUGUGCGAGAGGGCCAAGGCUGGCUGCUCUCCUCUGAUGAGGCAAUACGGUUUUGCUUGGCCGGAGAGGAUGAACUGCGACAAGCUGCCGGUCCUGGGAGAUGCCGAGUUGCUGUGCAUGGAUUAUAACCGGACGGAGACCACCACGUUGCCCCCCUUUUUUACAAAACCUACUCGUCCCUCCAAAGGUACCCACAAAAACCUCACUCCACUAAAUGGUCAGCAUCCUCCUGGUGGGGACUGUAAGCGGGCAUGUGAAUGCAAAGAGCCUCUGGUCUUAAUCUCCAAAGAAACCCACCCUCUCUACAACAAGAUUGAGACAGGUCACGUCCGCAACUGUGCCAUCCCCUGCUUUCAGCCCUAUUUCACCCAAGAUGAGAAGACGUUUGCCACCUUCUGGAUAGGCUUGUGGUCAGUCCUCUGUUUCAUCUCCACCUUCACCACGGUGGCCACGUUCCUGAUUGACAUGGAGAGGUUCAAGUACCCAGAGCGUCCCAUCAUUUUCUUGUCCUCCUGCUAUCUCUUUGUGUCCAUUGGCUACAUCAUCCGGCUUGUUGUGGGCCAUGCCAGUGUAGCCUGCAACAAAGAUUACAACCACAUACACUACGAGACCACAGGGCCUGCACUCUGCACCGUGGUCUUCCUCCUGAUCUACUUCUUUGGCAUGGCCAGCUCCAUCUGGUGGGUCAUCUUGUCUCUCACCUGGUUCCUGGCCGCUGGGAUGAAAUGGGGGAAUGAGGCCAUUGCUAGCUACUCUCAGUAUUUUCACAUGGCGGCCUGGCUUAUUCCGAGCGUCAAGUCCAUAGCUGUGCUAGCCCUGAGCUCAGUGGAUGGGGACCCGGUGGCUGGCAUCUGCUACGUGGGAAAUCAGAACCUGGACAAGCUCCGGGGUUUUGUGUUGGCUCCCUUAGUGGUGUACCUCUUCACUGGGACCAUGUUUCUGCUAGCAGGUUUUGUGUCCCUCUUCAGGAUCCGGAGCGUUAUUAAACAAGGGGGCACAAAAACGGACAAGCUGGAGAAGCUGAUGAUCCGGAUAGGUAUCUUCACUGUCCUUUACACUGUUCCGGCCACCAUAGUGGUGGCUUGCUACAUCUAUGAACAGCACUACAGGGAGAGGUGGGAGAUUGCUCAGAACUGCUCUUGCCCUGGCGACAAGCACAAGCUGAAGCCUGACUAUGCGGUCUUCAUGUUGAAGUAUUUCAUGUGCCUGGUGGUGGGUAUUACCUCUGGGGUCUGGAUUUGGUCUGGCAAGACUCUUGAGUCUUGGAGGCGGUUCACAGGUCGAUGUUGCAGGAGUGGGAAGCCCAUCAGCACUGCCAUGUAUAGUGAAGCUAACACCGCACUGACAGCAAGGACUGCGGUGCCCAGUUCGGCUUCUUACCACAAACAAGUCCCACUGUCCCAUGUAUGAAAACGCACCUUGUUUGGUCACAGUUGGGAGCAGGUAAGCAUGGCAUGACUACGCUCCCAGCUGGAAAAGGUUUGGAAAGGACCCUGGAGCGCUCUCGCUCUCUCCGCCCUGAGACUAUUUGCUUCACCUCCCAUUUUGAAAAGAGGGGUGUGUGUGUGUGUGUGCAUGUGUCGUGGCGGGGGCAGGGGGAUCACGUUGUCCAUGUCGUAUGAUUGCAGGGUUUAUUAAAGCCCUACUCAGACAUAAUGUUAAAUGCAUGUACAAUCUGUGUACAUUGUAUGCACAUUCAGAUCUGUAUACACAUACAGUUAUUCCGCUAUAUUCUGUGUACAGAGAGUAGUACACUUUCUGUCAGCAUUUGAGGUGUCCUGUGUUCAAGUUCACUUUUAAAAUAGACACAUAUACAGUCAUUGAUACAAAAACAUCUAUGUGCCCACAGAUGUCUGUACAAAUAAUGUCUGAAUAAGACUAAAGAGGAGCACACCCUUGUUGACGAUAUCAUCUCUCCUUGCAAAAAGUGUACAAGGAAUAUAUUGGGGCCAAACUGUACAUCUUAACACAAAUUGUGUACAUCUUGUCCAAACAGUCUCUCUCCCUCGUUCUCUUUUUAAUGGAGAGCUGCCAUGGAAGCAGCAAUUGUGAGCAGAAGAAUUUGACAGGGAGAGCGCCUUCUUAAAUGCUUUACCUUCCUUUACCUGCUUAUCCACUCAAAAUCCGACCCCCCCCGUACCUUUACCCACUUGGCAUGGAUGAUUUUGAGCAAACCAAUAGCAGGAAGCCAACUGGUGAAGCCAGCCUUCUUCUCCAUUCCUUUGCUCUGUGUUGGCAGCUGUUUCUUUUGGGGGAGAUGGACCUGUGCCUCCACUCUGAUACGGAGUUUGGCCCUUAGGGUGCAUUUACUGCUUAAUUUGAGACAUGGUUGCUUAGGGUCCAUUCCACUAAGAUGAACUGGGAUACGAUGGGCAGGCAAAUGUGUUUGUCUGGUUUCUAGUAGCAGAAUUGGUAUCUUUGUAAUGCUGACCUGUCUCAGUAGUGCACAUGCUACUGAAGAGAAAAUAUAUAGACAACCUGUUGGAAGGGAGGAUCUACUUGUAGGUUGUGGAGUUAAACAGAGUCCAGUUUCAGGUUUUAUUUUUGGAUGGAGCAAGAUGACCAUCAUCAGUUUCUUCACACCUCUUGCCCAAUUGAAUGGCAGGCAGCCACUUAAAGCCAUUGGUGUGAGUAUUAAUUUCUCUUAUACAGCUGCAAAGAUGAGUUUCAAAUGAAAGGAGGGAGGGCAGCAUUUAAAUAUUGAUAGUGAUGCUUGCAAGAAGUCCUUGUUAAAGCCAGAAACAGCACCUCAGCUUCACACAUGUAUACGUUCUCUCUCUCUGCACCUGUGGAAAAGUGCAUUGUUUUAGUGUUCACAAUCUAAUGCCUGAAAGCUUCUUUUAAACAUACUCAAUCAAAAAUGAUUAUUUUAAAGGUUACUCACUCCUAUCCUUGGAGAUUUGGCCCAAAACAGAAGAUGAGGGAAUGAAAACCUGUUAUUUGUUUUAUGAGUUAAUUGUCACUAAUUAACUCUUGUGAAACAAAAACAGAUUUUCAGAGUUCAUUUGAGUGCCAAUUGCUUUUUGAGGUAAGGAACCCAUCUAACAACUGGCAUGGGAUAAGCAAAUUGCUUUAUAUUUUGGCAUGACGGAAGCCUGAACCUAUGCAAACUUUUUCAGAAGCAUGUCUCACUGACUGCAGUGGGGAUUACUCUCAAGUAAAUGUGUGUAGGAUUGCUACUUUGAAGGUUCUGUACACACACUUGAAAAGACACAACUUUCCCUCCCCACAAGCCUGUUUUUUUGUCUGCCCUCUACCAUUUUCUGGCAAGAUGGUUUUAAUGUUUUGACUAUUGGUAUUUUUAAAUGGGAGCAAUAUUGCCCAUAGUUGGCCUGGUCUAUGUGAGCAUAGAUCUUUAAGGUGUGUGUUUAUGUCUUCUCUCUAAAAAAUAAGGUAAAACUCUGACCCUAGUUCAGCCCCCUAAGGUUGGAUUAGUUGUGCCAAAAACUAUAGGCAAUGACAAUCAAUACCCAACACUUUACAGAAAGGGUUCAGCACAUCCCUGACAUUGAAACCCAAGCUGCAGAUGUCUUCUGAAGGAAGCUUUUUAACCCCUCUUAAACUGGUACACCUCCCCACUAACAUAAAAUAGUGGAUUUGGCAAUGGAUCAGCAGUUUCGAGGGUCACUCCUACCUAUUCCAAUAUUAAAUGUUUGCACUUUAAUGAUAAAUGAAAAAAAAAUCAACAUAAGAUUAUUUUAUAGAAUGGUGAGAUCACUUUGCAAAGAGAAUGGCAAGUUUUGUCUCUAACGGAACACUCUUGGAGAGAAGAGAACCUCGCCUCUUUGCAUUUAGUCUGAGGGAAGAAAGCAGAUCCACCCACCCACUUAACUAGGACUUUGAGGUUACUUUCUGCCAGCUGCUUCAGCACUGAUUCUCCCUGCAGGAGGGCACCACUAUGAUGCAGCAAAAACAGUGUCGCUUUUCCUUUAGAGGGGCUGGUUCACAUGUGCAUACUUGACCUACAUAUGUGAAUAGAUCAAAUGCCACAGAGCUUUCAUGUCUCUCCCUCUCACCCUCGAGACAAGGCUUCUCAGUGAAGAUGGUUUCCAUUUAUUUCAGUAGGGAAGCUAAAGUUGGUUUAACGCUUUCAAUUGAAAUCAGGGGGACUAAAGUGUUUAACUUUGAAUCAAUCCCACAGUUCUUGAGAGAGAAAUACAAAUCCAGUAUCUUCCCUCCAGUUUCCAAUUCUUUUAACAAGGUAGUGGUAUUUCUGCUUUACCCAUUUGUAGCCAGCCUGCACUUUAAUAAAAAAAUAACAAUUAACAGAAUCUUAAUACCAGCACCUCACCCCCACCCACCCUGUUAGAUGGCUCCACUUGCUGCAUUGUGCUUGGGUGUCUUUCCAGCUGUACCUGGCUUGCCAUGUCUGCAAGAGCAGCACUUGUCUAAUGUAUCCAGCAUUCUGAUCUCACUUACUACAUAGAGAAAAGCAUGAAGGAACCUGGCUAGGUUCUUACAUUGCUUCAGUAGCAUGGGAGCCACAGUGGUGUAGCUUCUUUUUCUUGUGCAAUUGCAGUAAUGUGAGGAGGAGGCGGCUGCCAUACUGCUGAGAUAGUAGAAGAACUCUCAGGCUUUGUCUGACCAUCGCAGGUCUUGCAUUUGCUGGGGCUCGCUAAAAGGAGUGUGUAUUAUUUGAAAAGGUCACAGCCAGUUCCUGGAGCGGAAGGAUGCGACACUGGUCGUGUCAAAUGUUAAACAUAUACAUGAUGUAGGAGGUGGCUAAAUGGAGUCGUGAGACCAGAGGCUCACUAGGAAUUUGGUGAAAGAUGUUUCAUUCUGAACUGUAGCUGGAACCACUUUCUUCUCGAUCCCAUUUCAGAAAGAGGAAGGAGAGCUUUCCUGGCUAAGUUUCUACAGAUUGAGAGUUUUAGCGGUUUUACGGGAUGGCCCCACCCAAGCACAUCCAGCUAGAAGCAGAGAUUUUGGUGAACUUGCUUCUCACUUUAAAAAAACAACCACCAACAACCCCAAAUAUUCCUAGUAAGAAGCACAGGGCUUGAAAUGAUUAAUAUUUUGGAUGAGAUGAUGCAAAGAAAGCUGGAGUAUUAAAGACUGCCAGGAUACAGAGUGGGGUGAAGCUAGGCCCCACAUUUUCUGAGGCUGGUGUCUAACUUGGUAGGAAAUAAACUUUCACAUGGCAAGGUUUAUUUAGUGACUUUUUUUUUAAAAGGGUAGUUUGUAUCCCUUCCUCCAAGACUGACCUGAAGCAAAAACACAAACUUCACAGGUUAUUAUGCAUACUUUAUGCUAUCUAACUCCUAUUUGGCAUGCUGUGGUCUGGAUUAUGUGGGUUAACAUAUAUGUGAAUUGAGGUGACUUGAAGGAACUAUUGGAUUGGAUGGCCUUCUGGUCUCUUCCAGCCCCAUAAUUCUGGGGAUACAGUAUCCACCCCACUCCAUCAAUCCUAUCGCCCUACAGAAAUGCAACUAUAGUUGCAUUAACCAGAACAUUAGUUUAGGACCAUCUUUAAUUAAGGAAAGGGCCCAUCAUAGAGCUAAGGAAAAGGCUAGAGUGAACUUCUGGAACUGAAUCGAAAGCACCCAUUGAGCAUGAUGAUGGACACAAGGGUGUUUUGCCUGGUAUUGGCAGUUUGCAGGGUGGUGGUGGGGUGCAUAACCUCUUUCAAUACAACACUGGAAGUGCCAGGACUGCAUGGGGACUGGGAUUGCUUAGUGUCCCUCUUCACUCUUCAUGUUUUUGUAUCCAUUGCAUGCUGUGUUUCUAAGGAAGAUUUGUUAGAAAAUGCUGCUGAGCAGUAUUGACUGUAAUUACAACUAAUAAAAUAUUAUAGCUAUUUUCAUUUAAAAUAUUACUGAAUAGUUUCUCCUCUUAUUUUCUUCACAAUAUUGGUCUCAGUUAUCUGAAUGUGAACUUGAGAGGUAAAUCAACCCUUAACAGCCCUAAACAUUGAGGCCACAAUCCAACACAACAUUGGGCAUGCUGUAAUCCAUUGAAAUCAAUGGGCUGAAGUGCAGCAAAUGUAUUGGGUUGACAUUCCCAAUGUGUGGAUCAACACCUCCCGAGAACUUCAUUUAAUUAUCUUGAAUUGAUCUGGCCCUGGCUAGUACUAAUAGAUAAAGAUGGAUUUUCAGUUGUGAAGAUCAUAACAUUGAUUUAAAUAUGAGAAACUAUUCAGCAUUUCAACUAUUGAGCUGGGGCCUUGAAGAGUACAAUGCUUCAGGCUCCAGAAAUGAACAAAAUCUCUUUAAAGAGAGAGGGUGAGAAGAUCUUUUAAAAGGGAUUAAACAGCCCCUUUCUAAAUGUGGGUACUGAUCCACCUACCCUCUCCUAAGAGACAGGUAUGCCUUUUAGGAUCCGAGCAUUUUAGGAGGAGCAUCAGAGAAGAUGCUCCUCCUUAAAGAAAUCAUUACAACUGCUUUCAGAGACUCAACCAUCAUGGGAGAUCUGGAUCCUGCUGAUAUGAAAUUAACAUUUAACAAGCAUUGACACAAACCUCUUUUGGAACAAAACAAAAAUAAACACAAGCUCACAUUUUCUGGCUAAACAUGAGUACAGUAGAAAAUUCUGAUUUCACAGACCCCAAAUCAGAACAUACUUGUUUGUUUACUUUCUAAGGUUGUACCCCACAGAAUGGUGGCAUGGAGCAAACAAUAGCUCCGCUCACCACAACUUUCAGAGAACAAAGAACAAACGUCUGUUAAAGAUAUCUUAAGUAGAGGACGUAUCUUAAGUAAAGGAGUUUGUCUUGGGUCAACUGGUUGGAUACACCGGCUAACUACUCUGGUCUGCUGUGUGCUUGAGAACCCCUUCUGUGGGCUGUUCUAGGCAGGCAGCAAAAACUGGCUUAUCAAAGGCUUAUCAAAGCCCUGGUGGGCUGCCCUAUUUAGCCAAUAAGGCUGGGCUGCAAAGGGCUGGGCUGGAUGGACCAGGGCCCUGUGUCCAUUCUGAUCCAAACUGUGAAUGUGUUUGAAGUCACUCAACCUUGUGUUUUAAUAUGUCGCUUGCUUGUAGUCUGAUACAAUUAAGUUAUUACUGUAAUGAAACAAAAAGCUGUGCUUUCACCAUAAGAAAACUAAAUGGAGAAGGCAUGGUGAAAAAAAUUAAAGAGUUUGAAAAUUGAGCAGCAGCGCAUUGUGCAAUGAAUGGAAUUAUAUUCAAAAGGGCAGAAAAUGGCAAAGUACAAGUUAUUAAUUUUGACCCUUGCAGGGCUCCUUUAAUCCAGGCAUCAUCAUGUACAUUAAUAUGUUCCAAGAUGGAAUUGCACCAUGUAGUUAUAGAAUGUAAAUAGUCACAUAAAAAUAAUUAAUUUUGUAUAUACUGAAUCUCUUGUGAACAUUUGAUACGGGUUGGAAGCAGGUUGUAUUCUUGCCAACAGUGAAGCAGCUUAGGGUAUCGAUAACACAAUGGAAGCCCAGGGCAUUAAAUCACUUGACUUGAUGUUGCAUUCAUGCUUAUGUCUCGCUGCUCUUUCAAUUGUGCCUUGUAUAGAUGAAGCUUUUGAAAUACUCCUUGCAAUAUGAUUAAUAAUACCAUGCCAAAAGAGGGUUAAAAAGAGACCACUUGGUUGAUUCUGUAAAAAGCUUUAAGAGGAAAUAAACCAACUUCAAUCUGUCAUCUAA